AUGCCUUGAACGGAGAUGCUUUUUGGAACAACACCCAAUGGACGCGCCAGGCACAAAGUCCACCCUUCGCCAAUCGUUUCCUGUAUUUUGUGUUCGUUAUUCGAGAAUCAGUCAUUCAUUCACUCGUCGUUCCGCGGUGUCGGGUGACCUUUUGAUCAUUUCUACACUACUGCUAUCCUUGUUUUAUGGUUCAACGUGUCGAAGGACACCUGCAGCUGGCAACUCCUCACACAAAGAACUGUCCACUCCUUAGGUCGACCGCCCUGUGUUUUGUAGCGACCAAGCGCACUCUGCCUGGCGCAGAGCGAGCCUCCAAGAAAUUCGACGACAAGAUCCUUUCCAAGUCCGCGGUCGAUAUUUUAGGUUACAUACAGUGUUUUCACCGCCGACAUGGGAUUAGACCGCAUGGGCGGUUCGCCCAGGAUCUUGGGAGCGUCGUUACGGAGUAUUUGUUUGAGCACUUUGACUGUUCAGUUUUCUGCAUUCAUAUUGCUGCUCCAUUAUUCUCGGGUUAUGCCCACCCCGGACGGACACCGCUACCUUCCCUCGACCGCCGUUUUCCUGGUCGAAGUUCUCAAACUGGUAGUAUGCCUCACGAUCGCCCUCUACGAAAUCUCCCUAUCCUUACCGCAAUCUACGACCGCGACGGUCCUGCUGGGCGCGUUGAGCAACGCCAUCUUUGGAGGCGAUUCAUGGAAGAUUGCGAUUCCGGCAUGCCUUUGGACAUUGGCAAACAGCCUGCAAUACGUUGCGAUAUCCAACCUUGAUGCGGCGACGUUCCAUGUGACAUACCAAUUCAAAAUCCUCGUGACGGCGGUCCUGAGUGUUCUGAUCCUGCGAAGGUCGAUUUCGGUUAGACAAUGGAUCUCCCUCGUCUUCCUCAUGGUAGGAGUCGUGAUCGUUUCAUGGCCGCACGAAGCCUCGCCAGCACUCGCGUCAAGCCAUCAUGCACGAAUCUACGUGUCGAGGUCUACUAAUCCCUUGCGAGAACACUUCAAAUUGAGUGGAGCUGGUUCUCGCCUUGCGAAAAGAUCAGCCACCUACGAAGGCAUUGAAGAGGACGAAUUGGCUCUGGACACACCUGGCAUGGAUGCUUCGGCAGGACUUCUCGCGGUAGUUGGUGUCUGCGUCGCCUCCGGUCUUGCUGGCGUCUACUUUGAGAAGGUCAUUAAGGAGUCUCCCAAAGCUACGUCCAUGUGGAUUCGUAAUGUCCAGCUGUCGAUCUAUUCACUUUUCCCGGCGUUCUUCGUUGGGAUUAUCUUCCUGGACGGCGAGACAGUGGCCAAGUAUGGCUUCUUUGCAGGUUACAAUUCAGUUGUUGUCGCGUCCAUCCUCGUGCAAACAGUCGGCGCUGUUGUUGCAGCUUUUGCAAUCUAUUAUGCGGACAACAUCUCCAAGAACUUUGCCUUGAGUAUAAGCAUGGUACUCAGCAGCUUGGCGAGCUUUGUAUUCUUUGACUACACUUUGACUGCUCAUUUUCUCCUUGGUGCGUCCAUUGUGCUUGCCAGCACGUUCCUGUACAACGCCGAAGCAUCUCGGGUACAAAGAGCGCCAGCAAUCAGGAUAUACAGUGACGAGAAGUCGUCCCUCGACACUGUGGCAGACAUGCAUGACAUGUCAAUACAAAUCCCCAAGACUCCAUUGAGUCAUGAACAUACCGCACUGGCGACAUCACGGCCCGGGACGAUGGGUCUACGAUUGGAAAAGCAAAGCACUCUGGAUACACUACACGUGCUCGGGAAGCAGAAUGCUUAUGAUGGAUGUAAUAAUACUCAGCAGGCUUUCCACAGAUUUGUACUAGGUCAUCGCUGGAGUACAAGACACGAGAAUGUAUCAAUAGGUGAGAGAUGGUCACGUGCUGCAGUGACUUAUGCAUCUCGCCCACCUGCAUCCCCCAUCUCGGCCUGGAUGACAAUACUUCUUUUCUGCUUGACAACCUUCUGUGCUACACUGGUCGGCAUCCACACUUGCACAGCCUGUCCAUCCUGGCAGCCCACAUACUGCGUCAUGGAUCCCACCAAACGCAUUCUCCCCAAUUUCAGAUCUGAUUCUAUAGCUGGUUCGGGCACAAUGCCUCCGAUCCAGCGGCCGGAACUCAGAUCACGGACCUCUUAUACUGCCGCUGAGCGGUACUUCUCUCAGACUCUUCCGCAAGCACGCUCAGCACGAACCCUGCUCAAUCAGCCAUUCCGUGAUGAAGCCGACAAUGAUCUAGACGAGUUCGACAGACGGCUCCUUGCAGAGGGUACACAAACCUACAGCUUCCAUCCUUCUCAAGUCUCCGCACGAACGGCUCUAUCAAAACCGCCACAAACACCAGUCAUGAGCAACACAGACGCCUCGGCAACAUCAUCAUUCGGUGGCCGGCGUAACACUCUGACACUACAACCUCCUACCUCCUCACCAGGUCAGCCGAUGACAAGCCCUACCACACACGUCCUCGGUAACCGCCAGAAAAGCAAGAACAACCCACCAAGAGGCUUGAAUCUCCUACUGGAGCAACCUUAUACAAGCCACGAACAGAGAUCAAAGGUUGACCACCCAGAACACCGUCCACUUUCGACUAAUAUGUCUGGUCACCCCUUGCCCAUUGUACAAGGGAUACAGCUGGUGCCCUCUACAGCACUACCUGACCAGCUUCGCUCGGUCUUCAAGUUUGAGAUAUUCAAUGCGGUUCAGUCCAAGUGCUUUGCUCACGCUUUCAAAACCGAUGACAAUCUUGUUGUCUCUGCCCCGACAGGGAGCGGCAAGACGGUCAUUAUGGAACUCGCAAUAUGUAGAAUCAUGGGCGAAUCGCGUGGCACUGACUUCAAAGUGGUCUACCAAGCGCCUACAAAAUCGCUAUGCUCUGAAAGAUUUGCGGACUGGCAAACGAAGUUUGGUGCUCUCAAUUUGCAGUGUGCUGAACUCACUGGUGACACCGAGCAGAAAGAUUUGCGGAACGUUCAAAGUGCCAACAUCAUCAUAACAACACCGGAGAAGUGGGACAGUGUCACUCGAAAGUGGAAAGAUCACGCAAAGCUCAUACAACUUGUCAAGCUCUUCCUUGUGGAUGAAGUGCACAUUCUGAAAGAGUGGCGAGGUGCAACGUUGGAAGCAGUUGUGUCACGGAUGAAGUCCGUCGCAUCUAGUGUUAGAUUCGUAGCGUUGUCUGCUACGGUACCAAAUUCAGAAGACAUCGCUGCCUGGUUGGGAAGAAAUUCCACUUCCCCCCAUUUACCAGCCAUCAGGGAGGUUUUUGGGGAGACCUUCCGACCAGUCGAACUUAAGAAACAUGUCUACGGGUUUGAGGCAAGAGGCAAUGACUUUGUGUUCGACUCGACGUUGACGCAGCGGCUGCCCGAGAUCAUUUCACAACAUGGACGUGGCAAGCCUGUGAUGAUUUUCUGUUCAACUCGGAAAUCAUCCAUCGCCACCGCGAAGGCGCUGGCAGAAACAUGGUCAAAAUCGAACCCAGCACAUCGUCUCUGGAAGGGCCCGAGCCGACCGGUGUCUUUGACGUGCUCGGAGUUGAGAGUCACAUCUCUUGCCGGGGUGGGUUUCCAUCAUGCCGGUGUAGAUCCGGUCGAUCGACGAGCCGUUGAGCAAGCAUUUCUUCAUGGACAAAUAAAUGUCAUCUGCAGCACUUCUACGCUGGCCGUUGGCGUCAAUCUACCAUGUUAUUUGGUGAUCCUGAAAGGAACUACCGCAUGGACAGCCAAUGGCUUCCAGGAAUACGCCGACUUGGAAGUCAUGCAAAUGCUUGGGAGAGCAGGGCGGCCUCAAUUUGAGACGUCUGCAUGUGCAGUCAUCCUCACGAGGAAAGAAAAGGUGACUCGCUACCAAAAGAUGGUGACAGGAGAAGAAGUCUUGGAAAGUUGUCUGCAUCAAAACUUGAUUGAGCAUCUCAAUGCUGAAAUCGGCCUGGGUACGGUAUACGACCUGCUCACAGCAAAGCAAUGGCUUGGGAGUACCUUUUUGUCUGUGCGCCUGAGGCAGAACCCUGCUCACUAUCAACUCAAAGAGGUGGUUGAUACUCCUGGUGAUGACGACCUCCUGGAUCAGCUAUGCCGAAAGGAUGUAGCAUUACUUACCGAAGCGGGCCUUGUCAACAAGGAACCUCGCUUGACGCUGACGGAGUUCGGAGACGCCAUGGCACGAUACUAUGUCAAUUUCGACACCAUGAAAUCUUUCGUCGGGUUACCUCCUAGAGCCAAGAUGUCAGAAAUUUUGACGGUGCUAGCUGGGGCGAAAGAGUUCCGAGAGGUGCGAUUGCUGGCGAGCGAAAAGUCCUUCUACAGGGAGAUCAACAAAGCCCCUGAAAUAAAGUUCCCCAUCAAAGUCGAUAUUGCCCUUCAGGAGCACAAGAUUUUACUGCUCAUUCAAGCAAAAUUGGGCAAUGUCGCAAUUCCCGAUGCUGAGAACUACAGAAAGCAUCAUCAACAGCACCGUCUUGAUAAAGUCACAGUCUUCAUUCAUGCGAGCCGUUUGAUACGAUGCAUAAUUGACUGUCAGAUCUAUCGGAAGGACGCCGUCUCGGUCAGAAAUGCUCUUGAGCUAAGCCGGAGUCUUGCGGCCCAUGUAUGGGACAACACUGCAAGCCAACUGAGGCAAGUUGAAGGGCUCGGUGAGGUUGCAGUUCGGAAGCUUGCAUCAGCCUCAAUCAACAGCAUUGACACACUCAUCAAUACCGAAGCUUCUCGAAUUGAACUGAUACUGGGGAAGAAUCCACCGUAUGGUCAGACUCUGCUGAAGAAACUCGAAAGCUUCCCUGACUUGCGGGUGUCAAUCAAGGAGACCGGCAGAAAAUUGAAGAGUGGCCAUGGAGCAACAAUCAACGUCGUUGCGCAAGUCGGCUUCCUCAAUAACACUGCGCCACUGGUCUACAAUCGUAGGAUGAUCUACGUCUGUUUCAUCGCAGAGACGUCUGAUGGUGAAUUGGUCGACUUCCGGAGAUGCAAUGCAAAAACGCUGCAGCGAGGCGAAGAGUUUUUCCUCUCUGUGCAGCUUACAAAACCCACUAAUCACAUAAAGUGCUAUGUGAUGUGUGAUGAGGUUGCAGGAACAUGCAAGUAUGCUGAGUUAUACUUGAUCAAUAUUCCCAGUUCGGUGUAUCCCAGGCAACCGGAUGUACAGGUUACUCACAAGGCUGUUUCCUUAGAGAAUGGCAGGAACCCGCCACCCGUUCCAUCGCAAAAUGACGAGGAAUUCGACGACGGCGGGAUUGAUGACCAAGAUCUCCUGUUCAUUGAUGCAAAGGAUUCCAAGAUUGGGGUGAUCGAGGAUAUCGAUGACAUACUUGACCGCGGAGCCGAGACGAAGCACCGCAAGACUUCGGAUGGAUGUGCGAGGGUCAGGGUCCAAGCAAAGUAUGAGCCGGACGAUGACACCGAUGUGUCAACCUAUAAAGAACCAAUGCGACUCCCCAACGGACGGUGGACAUGCCAGCACGAUUGCAACGAGCGGAACAAGAGUUGCAAGCACAAGUGUUGCAAGGAGGGGGUUGUCAGACCCAAACGCCGUCCGAAGGAAGAACCGAAGAUCAGGCAUGGAGACAAAGCACAAACCAAGAUUACCAGCUUGUCAAGCACCAAGCAAAAGAGCGACUCGUCAACCCAGGAGGCUUUGCAAGCAGGUAUGGCGGACGACCUCGCCGAGAAGCGCAAUCAUGGCAUAAGAAGGGUCCGGAAGGCCUCGACUAGUCAUCCUGCAGCCAAGAGGCCGAAAACGUCGACAGCUCAGGAUCCAAUGGACCUUGACCCGGAACUCAGCCUCGAGGGGGCCAAGUCUGGAGCAGAGACGAGACUCCCUGCGAGGGAAGAUGAAGAUCCGAGCCUGGACAACAAGAAGAAGUUCAAAAAGUCUACUGGAAAUCUUGACGACCCUCUCUUCCACUUCUCGGACGACUCGAUGGACGACUGUGACUGUGAUAAGGUCCCGCCAGGCAUCAGCACGCACGCGGAGGGUGUAGGUUUUGACGUACCGGAGCCCACUGACGCAAAGUUAUGUCCGAUAGACGAUAUACCGGAUGGUUUCCUGAUGUCUCAAGUCGACUUCGGCGGAUUCGAACCACCACUUGAGCACGUUGCUCUGUCAGAUGUCCAGAUGUCUGGUGAAAGCUUGUUCAUCACAGGCAACACGUCCAGUCCAAUCAAAGACCACUCUCAUGAAGAGCCAGCUCUCGAAGCAGAGGAGGCUUUCCUCGAAACUUUGGUAGACUUCAGCGAAUGUUUGACGGAAGAGGUUGAGACCAACGGAUCGAUCACUCAGACUGCUGCCGCGAUGGACAGCAGUGAGACCUCUCCCGCGGUCACUACUCCGGAAGACUCAACAUGGCAAGAUGACAGUGGUCCCGCUGGAGAGCUCGUGUCUAGCGUAUCCCUAGACGAAACCGAAGAAGAGAGACGGAAACGGUUGUACGAAGAAGACCAGAAGAAGAAGUGGGAAGGCAUUGAUCAAUGGCUGUAUGAUGAGUUUCACGACUAUGUUGAGAUCAUCUAAGAUGACCAAGAGCUCGGCUGAUGGAAGACGAUGAGAUGUGGUUGCGAGGAGGUCACUCAAGCUGGACCAGUCAGCUGUUAUGGGUAGAAAAGAAUGGGAGACGAGCUCGCAUAAGAGUGCUCGCAGUCAGUUCUAGAGAAGAUGAUUUGAUAUGGUGAAUGCGCUUCUACAACGAGUCGCACUUCGCCUUUGCGGUCAUUCUAUAUUUUGUGUCAGAUCAACUGUGCAUCGUGGUGACUUGCAGUGAAGCCGCAGUGGCAGAAAGCAUCAGAUAUCUGGGAACACCCUCCCAUAGCAAUGAUGAUGAAAGCAGGUUUGGUGUCGAGACAAUGUCAAGUGGCGACUUAGUAC
Messenger RNA from Exophiala viscosa, 6831 nucleotides. Its product is annotated as nucleotide-sugar transporter-domain-containing protein. Lineage: Eukaryota; Fungi; Ascomycota; Eurotiomycetes; Chaetothyriales; Herpotrichiellaceae. The transcript is spliced from 9 exons. Gene Ontology annotation, biological process: pyrimidine nucleotide-sugar transmembrane transport. The record is from RefSeq and is a predicted model, not a curated record. Gene Ontology annotation, cellular component: Golgi membrane. The coding region runs from base 391 to 6480 and encodes 2029 amino acids. Gene Ontology annotation, molecular function: ATP binding; pyrimidine nucleotide-sugar transmembrane transporter activity; nucleic acid binding.